UUAACAUGCGAUAUCAACGGUAUACCGUGUCACCAGCAUGUUAUCCGCGGUACAACAACGCUAUCACAAAGACUUCGAAAUUGUUUGAAAAAUAUAAACAUAUACGAGAACAGAACAGGCUCAAAGUCAAUACUAAAGACAUAUGCCAAAUAAAAGAAAUAGAUAUAUACCUCGGAAGAGGGGAAGAUGGAAACCAAACGUCCUUAGGGAUAAAAGAUAUUAUUCUUAAACAAGAGGACCUUAAAGAACACGGUACUGUCGAUUGUAUUACGUAUGAAAAUACAAGCCUUAAAGGACAUAUACAGAUAACAGUUAUCGACAGCAUGAUGAAAGAAGAAAUCAAGACCUUAUUUGGGUUUAUAAAACAAUUAGUUGUUAUCACAAAAGAUGACGCAGAAAUCGAAAGAAUGAAGACGGAAAUGCAGUUCGAAGAUAGCACUACGAGUUUGUUAACAACAAAAGAAAGAGCUGCGCGAGAUAUUUGUAAUUGGUUAGAACGGAUAGCCCUGAAACCAAUGAAAGAAAUGUGCGAGUAUCUUGAUCAAGUUUUGAAGGACAGGAGAUUGGAAAAUUCAAAUGAAAAUCAAUUUUCUUCGUCGAACCUGAAAUGCCAAGAAAAAUGUUUCAAUCAGGAAAACGUUACUUUAAAGACAGAUGCAAACACAAUCGAUCCUAUAACGACUGAGAAUAUAGCGGAAUGUGAUGAUUCUGGAAUAUAUGGAAUGGAUGCAUCUCCAGAUACCAAAUAUGACAGUAUAGGAAAUGAAUCACCACAGGAGGCGUGUGCAUCGUCUGAAACAUAUAGUCAAGAUUUAGAUGAAGAAACAGGUGUAAAUUUGCUGAAAGAAAUGCUUGCAGUAUAUGGUAUGAGUAACGUUCCGCAAUGUGAGCGCCCAGACAUCUCAGAAAUUGAAGAAAUCCAUGAUUCGGUCAAGAAACAAAUAUUCACUGCAAGUGACGCAAUCAUAGGAAUUGGAUAUCGGGUAGAUAAGCUUCACGUCUUUGUUCAAGAUCGUGAAGAUAAAUCAGAAAAUGAGAAGUGUACUUCGCAAGUCCGUGAAGUUCUCAGUCAACUAGGCAUACACCACUUUAAUAUUGUUCCGGUAAAUUUUAAAGAAUUAAUGCAUGUUGGUGCGAAAAUACACCCAAUACCUACAUACGGGACACUCGGCUGCUACGCUAAAAUGAGCGACGGUCACCGAUGCAUACUACUAGCGAAACAUGUUGCUAUGUUGGGCACAGACAUAUACAGUCUUGACCAUAAUAAAAAGAUAGCCACAGUAAUAGGAAAAACUACUGCUAAGUGUUGCAAACUUGAUAUAGCUGCUGCCCUAGUUGAUGGCGAUGCAACUAAAUGUUGUACAAAGUUUCGAAAUUCCAGCGGAAAAAAACUUGAAGGUAAACUAUAUGAAUAUGGACAUAAUUCUGAUUCAUUUGUUGUAAUGGAGGGUCAAGCUGUUCAUAUUUGGGGUGCUACAAGUGAUCCGGGAAAAGGAGUUAUUUCUAUGUCAAAAUAUCAAGACGGGAUGGACUCCCCUUUGAUACUGAUACGGGAUGAGGAAUCCAGCUUUACUAAAGAUGGCAAUAGUGGAACUAGCUUAAAGUUUGCUAAACCGGGUGACAGUGGAGCUAUUGUAUGCAUUGACCAUCCGGACGAUGAAUUUGUAUAUGCAGUUGGUAUGCUUACAGGUUUAGCCGAACUGCGGAUGGAUCCAAAGCAGGAACAUUAUACAGCUCUUCCGUUGUCAGAAGGAAUGGCACAACUACAGGAAUCUACUGGCAAAACAUUCGAACUUAUCUGAACAUUUCAUUACAUCUAUGUCAUCUUCAGGUUUUAGAACAGAAGGAAAAAUACAAGUUAACAACUCUAGAUGUGACAAUUUCAAUACCCGGGCUAGGUAAUUUCCCUCUAUGUCGAAAUGAUACGAAACAAUAUAUUUGAAGCCAGCCCUCAUCCACCUCUCAUUCAUUAUUGUCAUUUUUUGUGGAGAGCAUGUUACUAUUAGUUAGUGUAAUGCAAUGCAGGAAUACAAUUUAGAAUCACUUACCACGCUUUUUAAUAACAUAAUUAUCAUAUUUUGUUGCAGAAUUGAAUUUAAUAUGUAGAUUCCAUCAAAUAAAUAACAAUCUCCAGAUAUUGGAAAUAUCAACGAUAGCACUGUUAUCUAAAUAGGUCCUCUUAAACACUGUAAACUUUUAUCAGCGUUGGCUCCUCAUCAAAGGAUGAUUAUGGGUGGAUAUUCAAUAAACAUAUUACAUCAAAGUUGAAGGGUCGCACUUUGAGAUCAUUGAUUCCUUUGACACAAAUAUUCACAAGAACUAUAGGUGCAUUUCAUUAUGUACAUGUAUAUUUAUUGCGAUGUCCUUGCUCCCUCUGAUUUAUUUAGGCUAGGAUAUCUAUUAACUGCCAAAAAAAAAAUGAAAAUGGUUUAAACCAUUUUUAGGGUCUGAAAACACAUAAAAAGACAAAAUAUUUAAUUAUCUUGCAUUACAUUAAAAAUGGAUAAUUUUCCCGCCUAUUCAUCAGAAUAUUUCUAUACACCCCGAUUGCAAACGACAUAGCUAACAUCUACAGACUUCAUAAAAUAAACACUCGCCAUAGGCUAGUUCAUUUUAAUCGCAAGUGCAAUUGGGAAUGUAGUGCAUUAACUCUGUGGUAUUUUCAGAACUACUGUAUCCUUUAAGUAAUUAGUGAAACAGGGCAGUCUUAGAUUUUUGUCAGAAGGUCCAAGAUGUUUUAUAUAAAAGUUAUUGAUAAUCCAUCAUAGAUAUGCUUAACGCAGAUACGUAGCUGCGUAGUGAAAAUCUGGCAAGCAUACACAAUUAAACUGGCUAAUUUAUUUGGCUGCAACAAGAAGUCUAUAUCAUGCAACGGAGAUUGCUUCAUUGCUUCAUACGCAAUCAUUGCUUACUUCAUUUUUUGUUUAAAGUACAGUAAACUCAAGUAAUAGAAAACUGGUUUAUAUAAUUGAUUGAUUUAACGUGCAUUGAAAUCCACCAAAAUAAUUUUCUUUGUAGUUUUAUAACAAUUAAGGUAUAGUCAUUAUCCUACUAUUUGAUUGCUUAUUUUUGUAAUAAUCAUGACCAUGUGCAAUAUUACAUUCAUACGCCGUCUACGCUAACGGUUUAAAGAGUCAAAUUUCUAUAAUAAAAUUAUAAUACAAUGUCAAAAUUGAUAAACUGUUGGUUGAGAAAUCGGCAAAGAGGCAUUUUCAAGGCUAAAAGCUUUUGAAUAGGACAAUUUGUAUAACACUGCAGACGUAAUUUGUCACGCAUAAUAAUUAUUACGUUAUUUUCAGAUAUCAUAGAUAUAUCUUAUAAUUGUAUUUGUAUGAAAUUAUCAAUUAUUCCAUGGUCCCAAUGUUAUAGAAAAUAAAAUAUUAAAGAAAUAAAAAAAUA
Mercenaria mercenaria is the source of this 3399-nucleotide messenger RNA. RefSeq lists its product as uncharacterized. The coding region runs from base 6 to 1802 and encodes 598 amino acids. The transcript has 3 exons. NCBI's taxonomy places the organism in Eukaryota, Metazoa, Mollusca, Bivalvia, Venerida, Veneridae. The record is from RefSeq and is a predicted model, not a curated record.